GGACAAGUCACACAUAAAAAAACAGUUUCUGCUCAGGAAGGACGACGGACGGGUGCACCGGGCGGACAGUCAAGGAUCCUCGAUACCAAAAGUUUAGUCCAAGAUGCAAACUCUGGUAAAUUUGUUCGCUCUUCUCUCGCUCUUCUUUUCUGUUCAUGCGGACGUGGUGGAACGCUUUCAGGAUGUGCCAGAAUGCAUGGAGUACUUCUAUAAAGAGAAGGUGCCGGAGUGGGGGGCUUCUACACCCGGUGCUGCGCGUCUAUGUCAUCGCUUCAGCAACAGGUACCACUUUGCCACCCUGUAUGACACUAACCACCGUAUUGCCGUCUAUGCUGCCUAUAAAUUCCAGCCAAGCAACGGGGGAGGGAGGGAGAAAAGGUGGUUCGUAGAGCCUCAGCUAGUGGACGUGUCCUGGCAAGCCGAGAUGAAGGAUGGCUACUGGCUGGGGAAGGACCACCCGGGGGUCUACCAAGGGGAGAGACAGGCCCUGAAUGAGGACUACACGCACUCUGGCUUCGACCGUGGUCACCUCAACCCAAACGGACACCACGCAGUCCCGAGCCGCAACGCCACGUUCACCCUGACCAACGUGGUUCCUCAGAACCCCAAGCUGAACCAGGACGCCUGGAGGAUCUACGAGUCCCGGCUCACUGACCUCUACCGGGACACGUGCUCCGAGGCCUUCGUGCUGGUUGGCGCCGUUCCCUCCACAGACAACUGGAUCGUUAAAAACAACGUGAGGCGGGUCAACAUCCCGGACUACCUGUGGAACGCCUACUGCUGCGUGGACAACAAUGGCGUACCCAUUCAGAGCGGCGGUGCCACGGCGAGGAACACGCAGGCCAACCGGGUGGAGCAGCUCUCACUGAACGAACUGGGAGAAUUCCUCCAGCAGUUCUCCAACUCGCCAGUGGGGGCACUGUUUUACAACAAUUGUAGGGCGUGAGGGAUGUAAGAGGAAUGAUGAAAACCGACAAAUAAAUCUAAAAUGAAUGAAUUGAAGAAAA
This is a messenger RNA of Gasterosteus aculeatus aculeatus (three-spined stickleback), 1007 nucleotides long. Its product is annotated as endonuclease domain-containing 1 protein. Lineage: Eukaryota; Metazoa; Chordata; Actinopteri; Perciformes; Gasterosteidae. The record is from RefSeq and is a predicted model, not a curated record. Gene Ontology annotation, molecular function: hydrolase activity; nucleic acid binding; metal ion binding.